Messenger RNA from Colossoma macropomum (tambaqui), 4204 nucleotides. RefSeq names its product WD repeat-containing protein 87-like. The transcript is spliced from 3 exons. Gene Ontology annotation, molecular function: protein binding. Bases 974 to 4204 code for a protein of 1076 amino acids. The record is from RefSeq and is a predicted model, not a curated record. Lineage: Eukaryota; Metazoa; Chordata; Actinopteri; Characiformes; Serrasalmidae.
AGAUGUUUUAUUCAAUAUUUCAAGAACUCUGUGAGAAGUUAAUAAGUGAUAAAUAAUAUAUUAUAACUUGAAAGGGAAAGUUCGUAAACAAACUUUAAGUGUUCUUGAAAAAGACAGCUAAUUACUUUGAAAUGUUAAAAUGGUGGAGGACUGCUGAUGUUUGCAAAAGUGUUGCUAAGAUGCGGUUGCUACAGUAUCCAAGGUGGUUGGUUGGGUGUUGCUAGGUGGUUCCUGUGCUAUUAAAUUCACUGGAAUCUUAAAUCCACUGCUUCCUUAAAUUCACUUCCGCCUCUAAUUUACUGAUACCUUAAAUUAAUUGCCACCGUAAAUCAACUAACACCUUAAAUUCACUGGCACCUUAAAUCAACUGAUACCUUAGAUUCACUGGCACCUUAAAUCUCUUGCUACCCUAAAAUCAUUGCUACCUUAAAUACACUGCUGCCUUAAAACCACUGCUCCCUUAAUGCUACUGAUACCUUAAAUCCAAUGCCUCCUUAAAUUCGUUGCUACCUUAAAGGCGCUGCCACCUUAAAUUCACUGCCAACUUAAAUUUAUUGAUACCUUAAAUUCACUGCCACCUUAAAUUUACUGCCAACUUAAAUUUAUUGAUGCUUUAAAUUCACUGCCACCUUAAAUUCAGUGCCACCUUAAAGCUAAUGCCAGCUUAAAUUUCAGUGCUACCUUAAACUUACUGCCACCUUAAAUUUACUGAGAUCUUAAAUUCACUACCUUAAAUUGGUUGCUACUUUAAAUACACUGCUAUAUUAAAACCACUGCUCUCCUAAUGCCACUUAUGACUCCAUUUCUUCGUUUUCAUUAACAGCUUUCUAGUGUCCUACUAAUUAUCAUUAUAAGUUUAACAGGUGGACUGACAUAUUAGAAUAAUUUAUACACUUGUUAUUAUUAAAAUUAUAUUAUUGAAAGCUUUAAUUGCAACCAGUGAACAGUAUAUUUUACAUGUGAGUAUUAAAGGAUGUAUGUUUCAUGCCCAGCUGUCUCUAAGCCCUGUCUCUUGCCCUGUUGUCUCUAUCAUUAUCUAAUCCCCCCGUGUCAGGAGAGAGAGGAGGACGGCCAUGAACACGAUGAAGACACGCUGUAUUUAGAUGCAGCACCUAGCAUUCAGUUCCGCUACUCAUGUGUCCCAAAUUACAUCCAAUGUCUAACCGCUUUCACUGGAGGCAGUGGUAUGACUGUGGUGGGCUUCCAGUGGGGCCACAAGCUGGACCACCGUCAAAUGAAAGUGUGGAAACAGAACAAAAGAGGGAAGCUCGCCUACUACAAGAGCGUUCCUAUGGAAAACAACUACAAGGUUGAGAAUCUCAUCUUCAUUCCCAGUCAGAGAGCGUUUGUAGGGGCCUGCAGUGACCUCUCGUUACGCGUGUUCUCCGGCCCGGGACAGGGCAUGGUCCUCCAGUACCGGGCCAUCCUGCUGGGCUCGGUGCUUUGUAUGCACUACUGCAAAGACACAGAGGAGCUGCUGACUGGAGGCAUAGGAAUCAUCACCUUUUGGGGUUUCUGGACAUCCCUGGACGUUCAGCUUGGGAUUGUUCGAGUGCUGGACUGGAACUGCUGUUCCCUGCGCAGUGACUCCACCGUCUGUGCUCUGGUCACCGAGCAGCAGAGCUCCACUUUGUACGCCCUAUGUGAUCGCAGGAUCAAGAGCUUUCACCUCAAACACAAAAAGGAGCUGAGGUCAUUUUGUGGACGCGGUCAGGGAAACUUGCGUUGUGUCUUGUCAAACUGGGUCCAGCGCUACCUGUACACCGGGGACAUCUCAGGCUGCGUUCAGGUGUGGAGCCAGGACUCUAGGAGUCUGCUGCAGGAGUUUCAUGCUCAUUCCCGCUGUGUUUCUGCAAUGGUGCUUCGCCCGAAUACACAAACCCUGCUGACCUCGUCCCAGGAUGGCUGGGUGAAAGAGUGGAGCUGCUGCGGGGAGCUGUUAGCUAAGCUGUUCUUGGACGACUCUGGAGGGGUACGUAGCAUGUGGCUAAUCAAUGAGCACCAAAUUCUCUGCCAUUCGCUCUCUUCUUUUUACGUCUGGCAGCUGCAGAGCAUCUACAAGCCUUUCCACAGCAGUGGAUGUGGCUUGCAGUACCUUCAGCGGGUUGAAUGUGGUCCAGGCCGGACUAGGAUCCUCGCCAUGUCACAGGAUAGCAUUGUUCAGAUCAUCUCACCAGUUAGUGGAGAGAUGCUCCUUCUUUCCUGGCCGUUCCUCCUGCUAGAACGUGCAUUGGCCUUUGCCUACAACCCUGGCCAAGAGAAUCUUCUCGUGGCCUUUGGCACACCAGAAGUUCUGGUGCUGGACACGAGUCUAUGUCCCUGUCCAGCCAAGGGAAUCCUGUGUGUUUCUAAACAUCAUGACCAGGAUGAAAGCGUGAUGUCCUUGGAAGUGGUUAUGAUGGCUGGGGCUGACAACAGGCCUCCACCUUGUCUGGUUUUCAGUGGUCAUCGCAAUGGAAAGCUCCAGCUUCUGUCAGCUCCACCCAGAUUCCACUGCCAAGCAAGGAAAGCCCAUCAAGGUGCAGUUCUUCAGAUUAGCAGCCUACCUGGUCCAAAAGCCCAGCUGUGCUGCUGUGGAGAAGAUGAGCAGCUAUCUGUGUGGAGUGUGGAGGUCAGGGUGGAGCGAGUUGAGUUAGCCCUCAUCAUUCGGAUUAGCCCACACUCAAGGCUAAUGCUAACAAAGCUAAUGCCAGGCCUAAUUUUUGCAGUAUCUCCAGGUUAUAGUCUUCUGCUUUACUCCUUGGUGGAUGACAAGCGCUUAGCAAUGGAGAGGAACCCACCCACUGCCAUAACUUGCAUGGACUACUGUGCAGCCCUUGGGCUAGUUGCAGUUUCAGGCCCUGCAGGAAUUGUGGAAGUGUGGGACAAUCGUGGCAUCCAGCUGGCUGAGGUACGGCUGGGUGCACCUGUAAGCCAGGUAUGUUUCGCCAACGCUCGUGGGGAUCUCCUCGCCUGCUUCAGUGGCAGCAUCUCCAUCAUCGCAGGUGUGCGAUAUCUUCCAGUUAGUUUGCUAAAGCAGGUGCUGGUCCAGGCCCCUCCUGAUGAUCUCCUAGAAGAUCCUGUCCCGUUUUUGCCACGCUUGUCCAGCUCCUACGACUUGGGUGUCGUGCCGAAGGUCUUGCUGAAGCCUGGAGAGGCAGCGCCAGAGCUGGAAAUAGCUCACUCUCCCAGCACUGUAAAAACCAUUCCUGAGCCAGAUUUGGACACGUGCAGAGGGUCUUCAGAGAGAACUGGCACAACACCAAAGAGAGAACGACGAGGGUCGCAGUAUUUUACUUCACCAGCUGUCAAGAAGCUGUCUAAGCAAGAAGAGCAGAUCACUACAACGGAAAAAACAGAGCCAGAAAGUCUUGAGAGGGGCCAGCUUGAAAUGUCUCAACAGCAACUAGAUGUGGAGCCAGUCGCCCUUGGCUGGCCAGUAGCACCAGAUGGUUUUAUCCCCAACUCUGUGAUUAGAAACUGGGGUCAAAACCAAGAGCAACAAGUACCAGAGAAGUCAACCGAGGCUAAAGCUCUCCAGGGGGUGUCUAUGGAUAAGCACCUAGACGAACGUGUUAAAGUCACCAAAGUCCGAGCUCAAAGGAUUUCAAAGCCGGUAACAGUGAAGGAACUCUCUGGAAACAUUGAGGUUUUCACUGAGCCUGAACUGGAGGAAGAAGACUUCUUCAAAAAAUCUUUAAAAGAGGAUCUUUUAAAAAAGAUAGCUCAAAGCCAGUGGCUGGCCAAAAAGCCUAAGACUGGUGAAUUAGAUUCAGUCAUGAGGGCAGUGAUGUUGAGCAUGGAUUGCGUGGAUCCUCGUGUUUAUAUCAGCUGUGCAGAGGCAUUAUAUAGCCUCCGUGAGGCCUAUGGCAUCCCUCCAGAAAUUAAGAAGGAGCUCACUCUCAAUCUGGUUAGAGACUUCCAGAAAGGCAAUCCGAACUGGAAGCGGCUGGACGCGCUGAAGACCCUGCUUCAGAUGGAUCUCUUGCUGGAAAAAGACUUGUUUGCAGUAGCUGAGGCCCUUACUGAUGAAGGACAAGAUCUGCGGCAAUUAGCACGUGACGCUGUGGCACAGGUCUACAGUAUCAACACCAAGGAAACUCUACUAGCCCGUCUACAUCACACUGAGGUUGGGCCUACAAGGCAAGUGGAAACCUGCACUGUUAUUGCACAUUCAGGGCUUUUUUUACUCCAAAAAAGUAGCCAAGACAUGUUUGGUAUCUAA